AUGGAAAACCUGACAAUAAACAUCGCGUCUGCGUUGGACAGAGUCACACAAACAGUAACGAGUGAUACUCUCCGUUCAGCUUUGAACAGAUAUCAAGCAAAACAGAUAUGGACACCCCACGAUCGAUCACAACUCCUGGAUAUAUUAGCAAAGUAUUUACUACAACCCGACUGUACUAUCUGUAUUGGUCAAGCUUUUUGUCCUCUCGUGCUGGACCUACUUGAAAGAGCCUCCAAAGCCGUUUUUCAAGAUGGCCACAUUCAACUGAAUUACCAUGAACAAUUGUGUAUUGCACUUGGCAAGUUACUGUACAUUGUACCGGACACCUUAGGGUUUAGUGUAAAGUAUUUCCAGUCCACUCCACCAUUAUUUCAAUCACUAUCUGAUGACAAAUAUAUCGAUGGUCAACCACCAAAGAAAAAGAGCAAGAAGAGUCGAUCCAUGCACAUUAUUCAGCAUUAUGACUUGGCAGUAACGGCAUAUAGGUACCUGACUUACGCACCAAACACCUUCCGAGAUAUCUGGGAUUGGAGUGCAUUUAUGCAACUACUACACAGUGAUAAUACAGAAACAAAAUGGUUUGCAAGUCAAAGCAUUGCUAUUGUUGUGGGAAUGAAUGAUAGACAAACUAAAGAACUCAAUACAAAGAUCUUCAAAGAUGAAGAAAUCAGAAAAUAUACGCUGAGAUGUAAAGAAAUGACUGAUUACAGCAUGCAUGAUGCAUUAUUACUCACUAAUCCGAGACAGAAUGCGGAAUUGAACAAUAGUGAAAUAUUAACUCAUACACAGGGUAGUAUUGUUAGUAGUGAUCUUGUGAAUACUAUUACCGCUGUAUGUGGGGUUCUCCUGCCUCUCAACACUACAUCACAAACCACAGUAAGUAAUAAGAGUACUGAAACUCCAUCUCAUCUUGUACCAGUGUCAUCUAUGUUAAGAAACCUGCACUGUUUGUCAUUGGCCAUUGCUAACAACCAACCAGUGUUAUUAGAAGGACCUGUAGGAUGUGGUAAGACUGCAUUAGUUGAAUUCAUGGCAGCGGUCACUGGAAGACAGAAGUCUCCAUAUUUAUUGAAAGUACAGCUUGGUGAUCAGACAGAUAGUAAGGCGCUCCUUGGAACUUAUCGGUGUACUGAUGUUCCUGGCGAGUUUGUAUGGCAGCCUGGGGCACUAACACAGGCUGUUACGCAUGGAUAUUGGAUUUUACUUGAAGACAUUGACUAUGCACCUAUGGAUGUGGUAUCUGUGUUAGUACCGCUAUUAGAAUCCAACACAUUGUCCGUACCAGGCCAUGGUGAUACAGUGAAAGCCGCUCCUGGAUUUCAACUCUUUGCUACCCAGAGACAUGAUUUGAAUAUUGACACUGAAGAUAGUGAUGAUAAUAGCAGUACCAACAUUCAUCAUUAUGAAGGAAGGCUGAUAUCAACAAGGGACUUGAUGAAAUGGUGUGCCAGAAUUGUAACCGAUUUUGAUGUAUCUCUGUCUUCAACUGCUAAUAAAGUCUUCCAAGAGGCUUUAGAUUGCUUCUGUGCUGUGUUAUCAAAACCUUCCACGAGGCUAAGUGUUGCUGAGGCAAUUGGUUCUAAGAUUAACAUUAGUAAAGAGAAAGCAGAUUUCUACUGUGAGAAAUACAAACCUAGCCUUGAUAUUCAGCGUACCAGUAUGGUAGUUGGCAGAGCUCAGCUGAUGAGGCUUAAAAAACAGUUUGCAAGCCUACAAAGAGUUUCCACAGCAACCUUUGCCCACACGAGGCACGCUAUGGCUCUGAUGGAAAGAGUUGCAGUCUGUGUAGCUAAUAACGAGCCAGUACUAUUGGUUGGAGAGACGGGUACUGGUAAAACAUCGUCUGUGCAAUACCUUGCAGAGGUCACAGGUCAUAGGUUACAGGUGAUCAACAUGAAUCAGCAAAGUGACAGUGCUGAUCUCUUGGGAGGUUUCAAGCCUGUUGAUAUGAGACAAAUAGUUGCUCCAUUCAGGGAAGAGUUUGAAACGCUGUUUUGUAAGACAUUCUCCAGAAAACAAAAUAUAAAAUUCCUUGGUCACAUGCUAGAAUGCUUUGCUAAGAGGAAAUGGCAGGACCUUUUCAAAUUAAUGCUACAUGUUGCACAAGCAGCUGAAAAAAAGUGCAGUAAAGAUACUGAAGAAGAUCAGAUUAUGAAGUCUAAAUGGCAUAGUACUUGUCAAAGAAUUCAUCAGUUACAAACACAAGUUAAAUACGCAGAAAGUGCUUUAGCAUUUUCAUUUAUUGAGGGUACUUUGGUGAAUUCACUUCGGAAUGGGGAAUGGGUGCUAUUAGAUGAGAUAAAUUUAGCCACUGCCGAAACACUGGAAUGUUUAAGUGGUUUAUUGGAAAGCAAAUCAGGAUCCGUUGUUCUGAUGGAAAGAGGGGAUACAGAGCCUAUUGUCAGGCAUGACAACUUCAGAUUGUUUGCCUGUAUGAAUCCAGCCACUGAUAUAGGAAAGAAAGACUUACCACCAGGUAUAAGAAACAGGUUUACUGAAUUCUUUGUGGAUGAAUUAGAGGAAGUUUCAGAUCUCAAUGUUCUUGUUAACACUUACCUCCAAGGACUCACCUUGACUGCAGCUCAAGUCGAAGGCAUUGUCAAAUUUUACCUGACAGUCAGACACGAAGCCAUCAAGAAAUUGACAGAUGGUACAGGCCAUAGACCACACUAUAGCUUACGUACACUUUGCCGAGCGUUGAGACAAGCAGCUACCAACCCAUAUGGUAACAUACCAAGAUGUCUGUACGAGAGCUUCUGUCUGAGUUUCUUGACUCAGCUGGACAGAUCAUCUCACCCCGUCGUUGAGCAGCUGAUAUGCCAACAUAUCAUUGGUCGGAGUAAUAUCAAGAGUGUUCUCAAACAGCCCCUGCCACCACCGACUGAUGGCCACUACUUAAAGAUUGAGGCAUACUGGGUAUCCAUGGGUGACAAGGAACCGGUUACCCCUAAAGAUUACAUUCUCACAUCCUCCGUAAGAGCCAAUCUUAGAGAUCUGGUUCGGAUUGUAUCUGCUGGGAGAUAUCCAGUUUUAUUACAAGGAGAGACGUCAGUUGGGAAGACUAGUUUGGUUAAUUGGUUAGCAAAUGCCACUGGUAAUCAUUGUGUUCGAGUUAAUAAUCAUGAACACACCGAUCUACAGGAAUAUGUUGGAUUUUACGCUGCUGAUGAAACCGGGAAAUUAGUCUUCAAAGAAGGAGUUCUGGUUGACGCAAUGAGGAAAGGUCACUGGAUUAUACUAGACGAGUUGAAUCUUGCCCCUACUGAUGUAUUAGAAGCAUUGAACAGACUGCUUGAUGACAACAGAGAACUAUUCAUACCAGAAACACAAGAGACUGUGAAGGCACAUCCACGAUUUAUGUUGUUUGCUACCCAGAAUCCACCUGGGUUAUAUGGAGGACGAAAGGUAUUAUCUCGGGCGUUCAGGAACAGAUUUGUGGAAUUGCACUUUGACGAAAUUCCAAGUAAAGAACUGGAAACUAUUUUGCAUGAGAGAUGCCUGAUACCGUUGUCGUAUUGUAGACGAAUGGUGUCUUGCAUGUUAGAACUACAGGCAAGACGUCGUAGUUCUGGUGUGUUUGCUGGCAAGCAAGGAUACAUUACGUUACGCGAUCUGUUUAGAUGGGCUGAGAGAUACCGAUUAGCAAGUACACAAGAAACAACAACGCAAAAGUUUUACGACUGGGACAGACACAUAGCUGAUGAAGGUUACCUAUUACUUGCUGGUAAAGUGAGAAGACCAGAAGAGCAGAUGGUGAUACAGGAAGUAAUUGAGAAACACAUCAAGAGGAGAGUUGAUCCAAACAAACUGUUCACUUUAUGUGAUAAAACAUCGGCCACAACAUUGCCAAUAUUACAACAAGUUUUGCAGACACCACCUGACGGUUUCAGUCAUAUCGUGUGGACGUUUGGUAUGAGAAGACUGGCUGUGCUGGUAGGACAGGCGUUGAGAUUUGGUGAGCCUGUACUCUUGGUUGGGGAGACUGGAUGUGGCAAGACUACUGUAUGUCAGAUAUUUGCUGCCCUCGCCAAACAAAGGUUGUACACUGUCAAUUGUCAUUUACACACCGAGACGUCAGACUUUCUUGGAGGACUACGACCAGUCAGGCACCGACAAUCUGAUAUUGAUUCUGAAGAGUGUCAGAAGUUGUUUGAGUGGUGCGAUGGACCCCUCGUCUUAGCAAUGAGGGAAGGUACAGCAUUGCUAGUAGAUGAGAUCUCAUUGGCUGAUGACUCCGUACUGGAACGACUCAAUAGUGUGCUUGAACCAGAGAGAACAUUGCUGUUAGCUGAGAAGGGCAGUGGCGAAAGUAUUCAUAGCGACGUAGAACAGAUUGUUGCCAUGGAUACUUUUAGAGUUGUUGCUACGAUGAAUCCUGGUGGAGAUUUCGGAAAGAAAGAGUUAUCCCCAGCACUGCGAAAUCGUUUUACUGAGAUCUGGUGCCCUCAGUCUAAUGAUAGAGAUGAUCUAAUCAACAUUAUUGAACAUAACAUCUCAUCGGGAAUACAGCUAUGUAAUCAAGAAGAUGGUAGCAGUGGACUUGGAAAUGCCAUGAUGGAUUUCAUUGAAUGGUUUGCUAACAACGAAGUGGGUAAAAGAUGUACCAUCAGUAUUCGGGAUAUCUUAUCCUGGGUGACGUUUGUCAAUACCGUAUGUGUGGAAAGUAUAGAAGAUGAAAAUCAUUCCCUUGAUCCUGCAGUCGCCUAUAUCCACGGAGCCUGUCUUGUAUUUCUGGAUGGUCUUGGUGCAGGUACAACUAGUGGUUCAUCACAGACAUCAGAGAAGGCCAGGAGGUCUUGUCUGAAAUAUUUACAAACACAGAUGUAUGCAAUGGCUGCAAUCCAAAUUGAUCUAUCAAGUCUAGUUCUCAAUGUUACGCAUGGCAAGAUGGAAACCACAAAUCCCAUUGUUUUGACUGAGACUCAGUUUGGUAUUCAUCCUUUCUUUAUUCGUAAAGGACCUGUGAUGGAUGCUUCAACUGUCGAAAAUUAUGCGUUACAUGCGCCAACCACUGCACUGAAUGCACAAAGACUACUACGUGCAAUGCAGUUACCUAAAGCUAUUCUAUUGGAAGGAUCACCAGGGGUUGGUAAAACGAGCUUGGUGACUGCUAUGGCUGAGGCAUCUGCUCAUCAGUAUGUCAGGAUUAACCUCUCAGAACAAACCGAUGUUACCGAUUUAUUUGGUGCUGAUUUACCAGUGGAAGGAGAGGAAGGUGGAAGCUUUGCUUGGAGAGAUGGACCAUUAUUGAGUGCUCUCAAAGCUGGACAUUGGGUUGUGUUAGACGAGUUAAACUUAGCCUCACAAUCAGUGUUAGAAGGACUCAAUGCUUGCCUGGAUCACAGAGCUGAGGUGUUUGUACCAGAGUUAGGCAAGACAUUUCAAAUCGAACAUAAGAAAACCCGCAUAUUUGCAUGUCAGAAUCCACUCAAUCAGGGUGGUGGAAGAAAGGGAUUGCCACGUUCAUUUCUCAACAGAUUUACUCAGGUGCAUAUAGAGCCUUUGUCAGCGGCUGAUCUGUUGUUUAUUACGUCAACAAUGUAUCCAGUAUUAGAUGUAGAUAUGAUACGUAAUAUGAUUGAGUUCAACAAUAAGUUAUAUGACCAAACUAUGGUGGAAUGCCUGUGGGGCCAGAGAGGAGGACCAUGGGAGUUCAAUCUCAGAGAUUUAUUCAGAUGGUGUGAUCUGAUGGUAGAGAACCAACACAGCGGAUCAUGGAACCCAAGUGAAUAUGUUGGAUUAAUAUACAGUCAACGGCUUAGAACUAAAGACGAUAAGAUAAAGGUAUUACAGCUAUUCCAAGAUGUGUUUUGUCAGGAGGAAGGUGGUUUGAUGCCGUACCAAUCAACACGUCAGUUUCAUAUCACAGCGGACGUUCUUCAGGUUGGAUAUUCAUUUCUUGAAAGAAGCACUUAUUUUUUGUCAACAUUGUCGAACACAUCGUUGAAAUUAUUACAUCAUUUGUUAGAACCAAUGGAAGCGUUGAUGAAAUGCAUUCAAAUGAAUUGGAUGGCAAUUUUGGUUGGCCCCCAUUCAAGUGGCAAGACAUCACUAGUACAGCUUGUAUCACAGUUAACAGGACACAGGCUGCAAGUGAUACCAAUGAAUAGUUCCAUGGAUACCAUAGAGUUAUUGGGAGGGUUUGAACAGGCUGAUUUGAAUCGACACUGGGAACAGUUGGUACACUCUUUGAAGUCAGUUGUAUUUGAUGUCUUGAAAACGUUACUUCUGAAAAAUGAAAAGAAAUCUAAACAAUAUUCUAAAGAUGUACUCACGAGAUGGUCUACAUUGAUUGGUCUCAACCAAAGCCAACUAAGGACAUCACAGGAUGAAGAACGUGAAUAUAACGGUAUAUCAGAAACUAGUUUUGAAGAAAUGGACAAAAUGCUGAGUCUUGUAGAAAAGUGUUGUCAGAAGUUCAAUGUUACGUUUACUGAAGAUGUAUUGGUCUCAGUGAUGGCAAGAUAUGAAAAAUUGAAAUCUAGGUUUAGAAGAGAAGGCAGUGGUCAAGGGAAAGGUGGUGGUCAGUUUGAAUGGAUCGAUGGAUUGUUAGUACAGGCCUUACAGAAUGGUGAUUGGUUACUCAUUGAUAAUGUCAAUUUCUGCAGUCCUUCUGUCCUGGAUAGAUUGAAUGCAUUAUUAGAACCAAAUGGAGUCUUGAGUAUCAAUGAAAGAGGUGUCAUUGACGGUGAAAUUCCUACAAUAAAACCGCAUCCUAACUUUAGAUUAAUAUUAGCAAUGGACCCAAGACAUGGUGAAAUAUCUAGAGCAAUGAGGAACAGAGGAGUUGAAAUAUACAUCCUUGGAGAGAAUGAAGGUGGGAACUUGGAUGCCAUGGAUUUGAAGUCGUUAUUGCACGGUGUUGGUCUUGUUGGGAAACAGCCCUGUGAGUUACUCAUAAACCUGCAUACACAGAUGAAAUCUAGCUUAUCAGGCCCAGAUCCAUGUUCGUUGUUAGAUCUCCUACAUGCUGCAUCUCUCACUGUGCAGGAACUCCAGAGAGGAAAUGAUGUUGCAUCUGCAAUGGUCGCUGCAUGUCGCAAUAUUUAUGUUGCAAGUCAAAGGUCAUAUGCAAAUAGAAAAGUUGCUAAGGAAAUUAUCGACCAGCAUCUCAGCGAUGUUGAUUUCGUUUCCAUGGAGAAAUUGAAUAAUUCUUCCUCAUUAGUGGAUGCUGGUCAGUGGCCGGAUUUCAUACCAUCUGUAUUAGACUGUGCAACCAAUGCCGAGUUGGCCAUGAUUCAGAGACAAGGCGUGGUAGUGUUUCAUCUUAUGAACCAGCUUGCAAUGACAUGUACUCAAAGAAAGUAUUGUACAUCUUUAAUAGAGUUAAGCGGAAAACAGUUGACAUCAGAAACUGAGAAGAACUCUCUAGAGUCGCUUCUACUUCCAGCGACUUUGAUAUUUUUUGAAAUGGCUACAUUAAGUGACUGGAAACUAAGAAUACAGUACUUCAGUGACACAAUACAACACAAACUAGCGUUAACUAGACCCGCUACUUCUUUAAAUCAAGUCACAUUCCAUCAGUACUUCCCUGAUGCUUUUGUAUUUUGUAUGGAGAAAGUAUUUGGCCAUCCACUGAUGCAGAAGUUGUGGAGUUUCUACAGAGAAGCAGGGCUUUCUGAAAAAGAUUUAAAUAUGCUGUACAGUUUUCCUUACGAUUCACAAUGGAAUGCGCAAGUACUAACCAGUAUGGAAUCGAUGCAAUCACGACUGAAGCUUAAGCUUGCUGGCAGUAGUAUUGAUGUCAGUCAACUCAAUACAAUAACAUACAGACUGUACAUUGUGAUGAAGAGAUCAUUGAGAGAGUAUAUGGAAGAUAUGGUUUAUAAAAUGGUUGAUAAGAAACAACAAGCACUCAGUGCUAUCCAGUUAUCGUAUGCACUCAAUAAAGGUUUUGUUACUAUGGAGUUCUUGCCAGAACCAGUCCUAGCACAUCUUCAUCCUUUCUUCGUGACCUUUGACCACCAUUUUGAUGAUUGCAUCCUGUCUGACAGUAUUUUGACAUGUAGACAAAUGACAAAGGUAUUUGAAGCUUUACUUUGGAGAGAUAAAUUAUGGGAUGUGGCAAACCAAACAAUACAAGAUAAGCGACUGUUUUCAUUAUCCCAGCUGAAGCUCCACUGGAGCUGGUUUUACAAGAAUACAUUGUUUACCAUACCAGCAAUAUUAACUGUUGACAACACUCAACUGCCAGCAAAGUUGAGCACUAUCGUGCAUCGUAUUCAUCCUCUGCUCGGUGCCGAUGACAGAAUUGGACAGUCACAGCAGCUAUUAUUUUCUAUAUUAGGACAGCCGAUACCGUACAAGACGUCUGUUGCCGCUGACUUGACCCACCAUGUGUAUGGACUCUGUCACAGCAUUGAUGUGUACGCAGGAAGUAACAAUAUUGCUUCUCUGAAGAUCAAAAAAGAACAAGAUAAAAGAAUACUGUUCAUGAAUUCCAGUGAUGGCGGUAAAGUUGUCAGUAGCCUUGUUGAGAUUUUAGUGGAUGCAUACCAUUCAAAUGAGAUAGCAUCAGACAAUAUAGAAACCCUACUAGAUAAAAUUGCUGAAGUGGAAUCUUGCUUGAUCAAGAAUCAACUAUAUGAUGAUCCAGACAGUACGCUUGUUGCCAUGGAUGUUGACGAUUCCUCUUCAGAGAUGACUUGUGUGAAAUCAAGUGUUGCCAUAGAAACCGGUGUUCAACUCUGGCCAAUAUAUCAACAUGUUUCAUUACUUCAGGAACACAGAAUAUUGGUUUCAUUGCUGAGGACGAUAAACAGAACUCCGCAAGAUUACCUACAAGAAUACAUCCAUCAAUUUUUGGCUUACUCUCUGCGUUUCCUGCCUUCGCAACCAAAACAUCUCGCUUCAUACCAAACUGCAUUGCAGACACUUAAUAAGGAUUCAAUUGCUUGCCAUACUUCUGGUCUUGUCCUGCAGUACUUGUCAUAUUUGUGGUUCACAUGUGUUACCAAACAUCCUGAGGAAUGGUUGUCAUGGAAAUCAUUGCAGGAUACAGUUGCCAUGAACCUGACAAAUAGCCAUCCGUUUGACAUUGAAAAUGGACCAGGAUCACUGUAUCUGUCAAAGUUAUCCCCAUUUGUAUUUAAACUGUUGUGUCAGAGCCGCAAGCCUACCAGAAAUAAAGAAAAACUGACUCAAAAUAAAGAUGCUGCAGGAAUUCAUGAAGGUCUUCAUCUUGGAAUGUUUCAAGAGAAGCUGGAUCAGAUUCAAUAUCUGGCUGACUACUUUUGGUGUAAUGGAAGUUGUCUGAGUGAUAACACACUAGAAUAUAGGCGUAGUAACUGGGAGAUGCUGAUUGCAAGUUUUGCCAAUCUUUUCUCUGCGUUCUCUUCAUUUGUAUCAGAAGAGCGUACACCGGAGUAUUUACAUGCUGUGUCGGUGUUGAACAGUGACAAAGCAAAUUGUCAUCUCUCAAUUGAAAUUCUGAAAGAAGUUAUUGGUUCUUUUAAUUAUGAAGACCCGAGUAUUAUUUCAAGACUUGAUGAGACAGUGGAAAGUAAACCACUUCUACCUGUGUAUGCCAGAGAGUUACUGACAGAAUGCAUUGAUUGUUUGAAGCUUGAACUUUCAGCCAAUCAACAAGCAUCUGAUUACGUCUCCAACCAAUCAGGAAGUAGGAACAAGUCACAUGAUCACCUGACUGACCAGUUGAAUUGUGGGAUAGGUUGGGUCAAACUUGGCUUGCUACAAACACUGUUAUUGGCUGUUCAGGGACCUGUUGAUCCAGCAGAAAAAGUUGCCAUUCAACUUCAGUAUACAGCUGAUGAGAUUAAAGAACUGAGUGAUGAACUUGAAGUGAGAAAUCAGUCAUCACAGUUACUGACAGGAUUAUCAUUGACUGACUACAGAGAGUCCACCUUGCCACCCAGGAUUGGAUACUUGAACCACAGAAAAGAAUGUUUGAAGACAAUUACUACAGAACUUACAAAGAAAACUGCAAUCAGACCAACACCAUCAAAGUUUGAGGUUUUACUUCAAGAUGUGCAACAUUUCACAUCGAGCAUUGGCUCGGCCAACUCGGUACGCACGCUUCUACAAAAACUUUGCAGGGCAAUCAAUAGCCGCAAACUUGGUAGAGGAAAACACUCCAUCAUCGACGCUAUUCUCAACGAGGAGAGAUCCUGGCAGAGUUCAGUGCAUCAGUUUAUGAAGCGACUACAGGAUGAUUACCCUUUAUAUCGGGACCUUAUUCUCCCGUUUCUGUCAGGCGUGUCCCAAUUAUCACAUGGUAUGAGACUAGUAGCACAUGCAGUGUACUGUAAAGAACGCAUGACGAUGAUCGAGAAAUCUGUAUCAGACACAGGAAAGAUUCAUGAUACACAGGAUUUAUUGGUUACACUAAGUAGAUUUCCAUUUGUCACAGUCACAUUGCCACAGAGUAUACACAUAGCUGAAGCACUGUGUGAAGAGAACACUAUGCAAUUAGUGGAAAAUAUACAACAUAUCAGACAGUUUGCUGGUGAUGGUGGUGGUGUGCUACAACUUCCCCUAUAUCAUUACAAGGCCAAAUUGUUGAAAAUUGCAGUGCUGCAUACAAAGAACCAUGCAAUACUUAAAGGACGUUUAGAUAAACAGACAUUGGAACUACUGACACAGUUGCUAGGGACACUGGUGGAGUCAUGGAAACAAACUGAAGAGUUGGCAAGAUUGAAAGAAGAGGAAGAUGCUCAGUUAUUUAAAUACAAGAGUAAACUCCAUGGUGAUGGAUUAACUGAAGAAGAACGAGAAGAGAAAGAAUUCAAGAAAAGUUAUCCUACAUUCCAUAAGGAUUUUGAAGAUUUAACUGAACCACCAUCCCUGGAAGCCAAGGAGUCAGAUGAGGAGAAAGAUGAUGGCAUUGCAGAUACCAUGGUAACUGAGAAAUUAGAUAUUGACGAUAUAAUGGAUAUUUGUAAACUACAUCAAAUGGUGUACUGUGGGCUUACAAGGACUGUAUGGUUUCAGUCACGUGAUAGUGUUGUCCAAGACAUGAUUGGCUACCAGGAACCAUUUCUGGUUGGAUAUAAAAUCGCUGCCCAGUUGAUGAAUAAUACUCGCACAGUGACAGACCAUCUUCUAGACAAGGAAUUAGUCGGAUCGCAUUUACUGAUGACACAUAUACUGAAGAACACAAUCAGUAACAGUGGACAUCAUAAAUCUGAGGUGGAAUCUACCUCUAAUAUACUAUUCAACAAGCCAUUUGAUAUCUACCAUGAUCCAUGUGUUGAGGAAUCUGUCCAGUGUAGACAAGUUUUAGAGAAGAUUGUUGUCAGGGUCAAUGAACUAUUGGCUGAAUGGCCUGAUCAUCCCACACUGAAACAGGAAUGGGAGUCCAAUGCAUGUAGAGCAGUGUCAUUACAAACUCACUGUGAGAAUGUCACAUAUAUGAUAAUACAGUGGAGAAAACUGGAAUUAAGUUGUUGGUCCUCGUGUCUUGAUAUGGUUGAAUACCGAUAUGCACAGAAAGCCUCCAAAUGGUGGUAUCAGCUGUACCAAUUAGUGGAGUACUACCUGCAGCAUAAAGAUGACGAAGAGAGGACUGAAGUUGAAAUUGAACUUGUUUCUAUGGAAACGAAUGAAGUUAGUCAACAGAAAUUAACUGGCGUCAAUAAAUUUGUUACAAAUUUGCAACAGUUCAUGGAAGGCUCUGGUAUUGGAGAAUUUUCCACGCGGUUACAAAUGCUGCUCUCCUUCCAUUGCCAGACUGUACAUCGUGAACCAACACCAGAACAAGUUUCAGUCUCCAACAUAUUAUGGAAUGUGCACCAGUAUUAUCAACAGUUUUUACCAGUCGUGAAAUCAAGACUUCAAGCUCUUAGAAGUCCAAUUGAAAAAGAAUUGAAGGGUUUUGUAAAGAUAGCUAGAUGGAGUGAUAUCAAUUUCUGGGCGAUGAAGCAGUAUGUAGAGAAAUCACACAGGACAUUGCAUAAAUUCAGCAAGAAAUACGAGACUGCGUUGUUAGAACAAGCUAGGAAUACAUUUUUAGACGGUAAUAUCGGCGUCACCCAUCAAGGGAUUCCCAGCAUCUCUGGGUCAUUGAUAACAAGUUGUCUAUCCCAUGAUGCUUUGAAGAUGUAUUUUGAACCAAGUGUGGAAUCUAGCGAAGAAUCUUUGCUUUAUCGACUCCCAUCUCUGUUCAACAAGAUGACAAAACUGUGUCGUAAAAUGUUUAAAUCAUGUCAGUAUCCAGACUUGAUGUCAACAUUAGAUAGUUUUACAGGUGAAGUGAUAGAAACUGUACAUCAACUGCAGGCAUUGGAUGUCUCCAAGGUUUCGAAACAGAAAUCAGAAGCAAAAUACAUUAACCUCAGAAAACGUAAAGCUCUUCAACUUGGGUUGUCAUACAGAAAGGGGUUGACCAACAUACACCUGAGUAAUCAACAUGAUGCCUUAUUCACCGUUGCCAUGGAUAUCAGUGUUGCAUUUCAAGGAUAUGAAGACAGGAGUGCAGUCGUUACAGAGGCCAAAUCCAUUUGGGACGAUUGUCAACAUUAUUACUACCGAUGCAUCGCUAGAAAUGCUGCCAUGAUCACUGCCAUGACAACACCAUCCAAGGAAUUGGGUGUUGGUAAUAUUGACAGGUGCAAAGGAUUCUCGGAGCAUCUCGUACAACAAGUAUAUCAGCAAAGAUAUGAUAUUUCUGAUGUUUUAUAUGGGGCUAUACUCACCAGAAAUCAUCUCCUAAAUUUGGAGCAGUUGAAGACUUCUACCCAUGAAGCCACUGUAAAACACAUUGCCACUCUACCACCACAGACUGAGCUGUAUCAAUGGAUAGAAACAGCUAAAGACAUCAUUGACCAAGCUUUUGAUGCACUGCAGCAAUUCAAACUUGUUCUCUGUUGUUGUCCCGACUCCAAAGAUGGCGCUGUGCACCCAUCACCCAUUCCAUCCCAACACCUUGCUAAGAUUGAGACUGUCAGGCAAGGCAGUGAAACUUACAAGGAAGUCUAUGAAUUACUCCAGGAAUGUAUUUCCAUGGUUGUAAGUCAAAAAGAAACCCUAGACACUUUGACGAAGAAACUAGAAUUGGAAAAUAAAUCAACUAGUAUAUUAACAUGGUCUCAUGUUUCACUACUGGAUGGGUCAUUUGCACAGAUUGACAAUGUAUUGUCACUGCUCAGCAAUAUAGAAAGCUACUUUAUAUCUUCUUUUGUUGAAACUUCAUCUCCGCUUAUUGAACCUCUUGUCUGUGUGAGAACCAAGCUCUUCUCAAAGUCAAACGAAUUCAAGGUAUGGACAGACAAAAUAAAAACUGAACCGGAUGCUGUGGAUAAAUCAGCCCAAGAUGAAACUCCUGUUUGCAUUCUUGAAGGUUUCCAGGAAGACGUAGAGGUAUUUGUAACUAAGCUGUUAGUAGCAAUUCAGAAGCUGGUGAAAUCGAACAUCAAAGAUGCGGGAAAGGAUGAAGAUGAAGAUAAGGAAGACAAAAAUGAAGAGGCAGUCGACCUUGGCAGCCAGCUCCAGGAAGCUCUUUUAGUGAAGUCUUUAUGUGGCGGUUUGAAUGUGGACAAGACGUCUUUGGAUUUGACAAAUGUUAACAAGAUUCUGACUGGGUUGGUUACAAGGUUGUGUAGUCUUCGAGAUGAUUGCCAGUCACGCCAAGAUUUAGAGAUAUGCAAUAAAUGUGCGUCACUAUUACUACAAGUGGUUCCUCUUGUACACCAAUAUAUGGGUGUGGUCUAUCAUCACUUAGUCAUAUUGUUAACAUCUCAUCGAACAACAUCCAAGUUGCUCUCAGUGCUGCUUGGAAUAUUUUCAGAGCUAGCGACAAAGGGUUUUUGUCUGCCAGCCGAGUUCAGCGAUGAGUUAGGUGGUGAUGGGUCAACACAGUUUGAGGACAUUGAAGGUGGUGGUAUCGGAGAAGGUGAAGGCGUUAAAGACGUCAGUGAUCAGAUUGAAAAUGAAGAUCAGGUACAAGAUGUAAAAAAGCCUGGCGAUGAAAACGCACAAGAGGAUGACUUUGAUAAUCAACAUGACAUCAAAGAUGAAGAGGAGGGUAUAGAAAUGUCUGAAGAUUUUGAAGGGAAGCAGCAUGAAAUGGACAAAACUGAUCAAAAAGAUGGCUCAGAUGAAAGUGAUGGAGAUGAUGAGAAUGAAUUAGAUAAACAGUUGGGUAAAGUUGAUGGAGAAGACGAGGAAAAAUUAGAUGAAAGAAUGUGGGGGAGUGAUGAGGAGGACGAGGAAGAAGAUGGAGAGCAGAAAGAAGAUGAAUUUGGACCUGGAAUGGAUGAGGAAGAGUCUCAGCUUGUUGCUAAGGAUGAUAAUCAAGGUGCUGGAGAUGACAAUGAUGACAGAAAUAAAGAUUCAAAGGAGCAAGAAAAUGAAGAGGAUGAUAAGAAUGAAGAAGUUCAACCACGUAAUCUUGAACCAAAAGAUGAGAGUGAGUUUAAUGAUGAUGAAAUAGAUCCAAACAAAGCUAAUAGAGAUCCACCAGAGAACACCGCAGAUGAUUUAGAUUUAUCUGAGGAUCUGAAUCUAGAUGAAGAGAUGGGAAAAGAUAAAGAGAAUGAAGACGAUCAGGAUGGAGAAGAUGAAGGUGAAGAAAAUCCAUUUGAUAUUGAAACAAAACCAAAUGUGGAAGAAGUUAAAGAUGAAGAAAGCAAAGAUGAGGAACAAGAAGGUGCAGAUGAAUUGAAUCCUGAAAGUACAACUGAUGUCGAAGAUGAACAGAAAGAUGAGGAGGCAAAAGAUAAUGAAAUGGACGUUGAUAAAAAAGCAGAUGAUGAUGAUGAAGGGAAUGAGGAAGAACCAAAGGACAAAGGAACACAUUCACAGGAUGACCCUAUGAAUGAUGAGGAAGAGACUACUCCACCAACUGAUGAAGAAUCAAAACCGGAAGACAUCACUGCUGCCAAGGAAACAACUGAGGCAGCAGAGGAUCAUGAAAAAACUCACACCCAACAGGAUCCAGUUCAGCUCAGCGAUGAUGUAGAACAGCAUGCUGGGAAAAGUGAAGAGGAUCAAAAGAAGGAGGAACACAGUACAGGUACGGCUGAACAAGAACAUGAUGAAGGUCACGAAGGCGAUAUGAUAUCAGAUAUUGUAAAGAAAGGCACCAACCAACAAAAACAGCAUCAAAAGAAGCCAGGAAAAUCCAGUAUGGAUCGUAGUUUGGGAUCAGCUGAUGAGAGAAUAGAGAAACGGUUGCAGACUGUUGAUGAAGAGAAGGGUAGAAACCAGGAGAAUAAGGAACAACAGGACGAGCAAAUGUCGUCUGAUCUGUAUGAGCAUGUAAAAGACCCUGCAGUACAUCAUGAUAAACAGACGUUAGACGCAGCGACAGAGGAGCAACAACAAGAACAACCUGUACCCAAUGUAGAAAGUGAUAAUGACGUGGAGGACAUGGAACAAGAUGAUGUUGAUGAUAUGCAGCCAUUGCAGGAUACUCCAGAUAAGAACGCUGAUAAAAUAGACACCUUGCCAUCAACAAAACUAAAAAGUGAAAAAGAAAAGGAUUCAUCGGCACAAGGUGAUGGAGAUGAUGACACAGAUGUUAAAAUUGAUGGAGAGAAGGAUGACAGGGAGGAGGAGGGUAUUGGAGGAAAGCAUAUGGAAUCUACCAUACACACGUCUAGAGACACAUUACUUGAUAUUGAAAACAGUACAUCAGAGUUUAAUGUGGAAAAACUGAGAUCUGAUCUGGAACAACAGCUCACAAGUUGGACUUACAAGCCUGGGUCAACUGAGGAGGAGAAACUUGCCCAAGAAGCUUGGCAUCGCUACGAGUCUCUGACAACAAGUUUAUCACAAGAGCUAUGUGAACAGUUGAGGCUGGUACUCGAACCUUCGCAGGCAACAAAACUAAGAGGCGAUUAUCGUACUGGUAAACGACUGAAUAUGAGAAAAGUCAUUCCGUACAUCGCUAGUCAGUUUCGGAAAGAUAAAAUCUGGCUCAGGAGAACUAAACCAAGUAAAAGAAACUAUCAAAUAAUGCUAGCUGUGGACGAUUCAUCAAGUAUGGCCGAUAAUCACUCCAAACAGUUGGCCUUUGAAUCUCUGGCUGUAAUCAGUAAUGCAUUAACAUGGCUCGAAGCAGGAGAGCUUUCUGUGUGUAGCUUUGGUGAAUCGGUGCAACUUUUGCAUCCAUUUCAUGAACAGUUCACAAGCCAAUCAGGAGCCAGGAUUCUGCAGCAAUUUACAUUUGAACAAAAGAAAACUAAAAUAGCACAGCUACUGGACAAUGCUACUAGGGUCAUGCUUGCUGCUAGAAGUCGACAACACUCCGGCACUUCUCAUCCGGACACCUCUCAGUUACUAGUGAUUGUGUCUGAUGGCAGAGGGCUGUUUUUGGAAGGUUCUGAAGUUGUCAAGUCGGCUGUCAGAGCUGCGAAAGAGGCUCACAUAUUUAUUGUUUUUGUUGUGCUGGACAAUCCGAAUAAUAAGGACUCUAUCCUGGAUAUCAAAGUACCAGUUUUCAAGAGUGGUGGUCAGAUUAUGGAUAUACGAUCAUACAUGGAAUACUUCCCUUUCCCGUUUUACAUUAUAUUACGAGACAUCAAUGCUUUGCCAGCUGUUUUGAGUGAUGCUCUGAGACAGUGGUUUGAAUUGGUAACUGCUGACACUGGAUAA
Saccoglossus kowalevskii is the source of this 16554-nucleotide messenger RNA. Its product is annotated as midasin. Gene Ontology annotation, cellular component: nucleus; preribosome, large subunit precursor. Gene Ontology annotation, molecular function: ATP binding; ATP hydrolysis activity. Gene Ontology annotation, biological process: ribosomal large subunit assembly; ribosomal large subunit export from nucleus. The record is from RefSeq and is a predicted model, not a curated record. Lineage: Eukaryota; Metazoa; Hemichordata; Enteropneusta; Harrimaniidae.